CAGCCUCUCUGGUAUUCCAAUUUGGGGGGAAAGCUUGCGUAAAGAGAGGAGAGAAAAGCGAAAAUUGAAUUAGGAAGUGGACGAGCAUCUUGGUGUACGAGAGAAGGCAGAGGCAGAGAACACGCAGUCUUGUCUGGGUCGCGAAGGGGAACGCACGUGCGAUGGUUUGCAGAUAACAGUGUCAUUAUUUACGGUGUUUUUUUUGUCUUUUUUUUUUUUUUUUACUCCCAGUGUCCACUUAAGCUUUUUGAGAUAAGCCGGGUAGAAGAAACUUUGGAUCGAUGCUGCAGCUAGCAAGAAGAUAUUAUGUCAGUUGGAAGUGAAAACUAUCAACUUGUCUGGAGCGAGGACCCAGGACCUGAGGCCUCCAGGGGGCCACUCAUGGGGGGCCGCUGGGGUUGCUCUUCUCCCCUGAGCAUGCUGCGGCGGGUGGCCCCCAUCAUCAUUUUGGCUUCACUCCUCGUCUGUCUGUUCCUCUACUACACUUCACCUCUGGGAGCAACAACUCUGUAUGCACCAUCAGCAGCAUCUGAGACCACUGGACUUGAUUCCGCCACAACAGAAGUUUACCGCAAACGCCUUCGUUUUCGAGGAACCCAGCGGAGGCUGCCCCAAGCCCUGAUCAUUGGAGUGCGGAAAUGUGGAACACGGGCCCUACUGGAGAUGCUCAAUUUGCACCCAUACAUCCAAAAGAAUGGAGCUGAGAUGCACUUCUUCGACGAUGACGAGCGCUACGCCAAUGGCAUUGAAUGGUACCGGAAAAAGAUGCCAUACUCUUUUGAUAAUCAAAUCACAAUGGAGAAGACACCAUCCUACUUCAUCUCCCGUGAAGCACCGGCAAGAAUCCACGCCAUGAACACCUCGACCCGGCUUCUGCUCAUCGUCAGGGAACCAGCUGACCGUGUGCUCUCAGAUUACACCCAGAUUAUGGAGUCUAAACUGAGGAAGGGGAUCCAGAUCGCGCCGUUCCACGAGAAGAUUCUGACGCCUGAUGGGGAGAUUGACGAGACGUACAAGGCCAUCAAAAUAAGUCAGUAUGCAAUACAUGUCUUACGGUGGCUGAAUGUUUUUCCUAGAGAUCAGAUACACAUCGUCGAUGGCGAUAAAUUAAUAGCCGAUCCUUUUUCGGAGAUAGACAAGCUAUCAGAUGACUUCAUCCCAGCUGUCAGGACAUGGACACAUCAUGUAUUGAGAUGUCACCUGCUGUCUGUGAUUAGUCAGCAUGACAUGCAGUUUGCAGUUGGGUUAAGGAACGGUGUUAAAAGGAAAGUAAUCAGUUAUCGGGAUUUAUUUUAAACUGGGCUUUUGCAAGAUGUUACAUUACGUGCUUUAAAUAUGUUUUUUCCUCAAUUUUAAAUUUAUAUUUUCUAUAGUCAUUAACAACAAUAUAAUGCAAGCUAUAUUAGUCAGUCUUCCCUUGCAGUCAACUUUCAGUACUAAUAGCACACUUACAAGCAGCAAAUGUGAUUCCACAAUCAAGAAGAAUGAAGGAUCUAAAAGUCAGGAGCUAUGGCCUUAUUCUGCUUUAUCUUAACUCUCUGAAUCUCCUCUUGGUUUUCAUGUUUUAUGACAGGUCAUUCCUCUUGCUGUCUGUGUUAUGUAUUACUAAUACCUGGUCUCCCAAUUUUUUGUCUUUGUGCAUAUACCAUCAACUUGGGUAUUCCCCAGGGUGCUUCUUUGUGCUGUGCUUACUCUGUUCGUAAUCAGUUUCCACCUUUUCAUCAAAGUUAAUUCCUCAAUUGAAACUUUUCCUGGACUUUCUUUCACAACCAUUGUCAGCAGACCUGUCAAUUUAGAUUUUUUCUUUUCUUUUCAUUUCUUUUCUUUACUUUUCUUUCUUAUUGGUUGCAGUUACUUUUCCUCUGUAGCACAGUGCUUCGAUGAGCAUCUUUGCUCUUAUCCCUGUACAAGUACUAAUUUUAAAAGAAUAAUGAUAAAAGUAAAGAGAGAUAAAGAGCAGUGAGAUUUUAAUCUGAAUUAUUUAAAAUUGUGUAAAAUCAAAUAAAAACAUUUCUUAUACUUUUUGACUUACCCUUUUAGAGGUGGUUUGUUGUAGUUGUGGGUUUGUGUGCAUUAUAUAUAUGUAUGUUAUGAAUAUAUCUGUACACACACACACGCACACAGCUAUUAGAUUUUAGGUUCAAUUAGUUUCAUCAGCAAUAAGAAUGAUUUAGAUUCACUUAGUUUAUUUUUAUUCCCUCUUGUACUUUUAUAUUAUUAUUAUAAUAGAAAAGCAUUAAAGCAAGUAAUGUUUUGUUUUUAUUUAUCAAAACCAACCUAUUACCAACACUUUAGAUACACACACAAAAUUACCCUAACCAUCAGACAAACAUCAUGAAUAAUUUUCCAUAAUUAAUGUAAUUCACACCAUCAGUAGUCUUGUUGUUAACACGAUAUCUAGACUGUGGUAAAACACCACAAGAUUCUUGAGUCACAGCUGAGGGGUGGCAAGCUGCACAGUUCACUGGCUGAAUAACUCUCGUUUGCCUGCUUUCUUACCCUCCUAUAGGCUGUAGGGCAACAUCCUGAUAUAUAUAUAUGUGUGUGUGCGUGCAUGCGUG
Molecule: messenger RNA, 2561 nt
Organism: Penaeus monodon (black tiger shrimp)
Lineage: Eukaryota; Metazoa; Arthropoda; Malacostraca; Decapoda; Penaeidae
Product: heparan sulfate glucosamine 3-O-sulfotransferase 5-like
Exons: 6
Coding region: 307-1296 (329 amino acids)
Molecular function (GO): [heparan sulfate]-glucosamine 3-sulfotransferase activity
Source: RefSeq, a predicted model, not a curated record